AAAACAGAUAUAAAGAGGAUAUUUUUGCUAUAGUGAUGCAUUGCUGGUUUUCACUAAACUAGUCCACAAGUACGGAGUGUCAGCUGAUGCAACGAAUUGUGGUUGUCUAGAGUUGAUUUUUAUACACAUAUGUUUUCUAGACAAACGCUGCUUCGACGCUUGGUCUGAGGAAAUAAUUAGCUUUUUUGUUUGCAGAAGUUCUUUGAAUUUCUGCCUUGAAGAGGAACUGAUGUUAGCUAAAGCAGGUCAAUCAGAGAAAGAGAGAGAGAGAGAGAGUGAAUGUGUGUGUGUGUGUGUGUGUGUGUGUGAGAGAGAGAGAGAGAAGAGAGAGAGAAGAGAGAGAGAGCUAACGCUAGAGCAACCGCACUGUCUGCUAGCACUGCAGCCGUAUGUGCUUUAUCUGUCUCAAAAGCUAAACUUCACUUAUUAACGCGACUGGGGGAAAUAUUAUGCAUUCGGUGGACCUUUUUGAGUGUUCAUAACUCUAUAUUGCCAGUUGGGGGAGUUUGCGUCAGUGCAGGACGGUGUUAUUUGUUUCCGAUCAGAGCAGUUGAGCUGAGUUAGCUUAGCAGCCAGCGAGCCCAAGUUCCUUCAAGCGCCUUUGCGUUUCGCUAUCAAAAUGCCUGCUAUGUUGGAGAAGGGCACCACUGAGAUAUCGGGUAAAAGAAGGGGCAGACACUCUGUGAAUAAUCCGACCAAAAGUUUUACUUCAAAUGGGAACAGUAACAAUUCAUGGGAGGAAGGAAGUUCGGGUUCCUCAAGUGAUGACGAGCAUGGUGCUGGCGGGAUGCGAGUUGGAUCGCAGUAUCAGGCAGUUGUUCCUGAUUAUGAUUCUGAGGUAGCAAAGGCAAGCCAAGAGAGAGAAAAUUUGGGAAUGCUGGUGUGGUUUCCAAAUCCAAGUAUACCAGAGGCCAAAUUGGAUGAGUACAUUGCAAUAGCCAAAGAAAAACAUGGGUACAAUAUGGAGCAGGCAUUGGGCAUGCUGUUUUGGCACAAACACAACAUUGAGAAAUCUUUGGCAGAUCUCCCCAACUUCACCCCUUUUCCAGAUGAGUGGACAGUUGAAGACAAGGUGCUGUUUGAACAGGGUUUCAGCUUUCAUGGAAAGACAUUUCACCGCAUCCAGCAGAUGCUCCCAGACAAGUCAAUUGCAAGCUUGGUUAGAUUCUAUUACUCGUGGAAGAAAACGCGCAGUAAAACGAGUGUGAUGGACCGCCAUGUGCGCAAACAGAAGAGAGAGAGAGAGGAGAGUGAUGAUGGAGAAGAAAAUAGUUGCAUCUCUCCAGGGGAUGCAGAACUUGAGCCAAAUAAGGAUGAGAAGAAAGAGGGAAUGUCUGGACCUGAGAAACCAGAUUCAAAACCCGCAGUUGUGCAGAAGCCAGCAAAUCUUACAGAAAAGUCGAUGCAUGUUAAGAAAGAAGUACAGGGACUUGCUGGGAGGAACCUACACCGGGCAAAGAAGAAACCUCCUAAAGGAAUGCAUUUAAACUCUGAUGAUGUGGCGGCAAUGUCUAGCAGCGGCCCGGCAGCAGUCAGUGUUCUGAGACAGCUGGAUAUGGAGCUCAUCACUAUAAAACGACAGAUUCAGAGCAUUAAACAGCACAAUAGUGCCCUCAGAGAAAAGCUGGACACAGGUGUGGAUGAGUUUAGGCCAUCUGAGGCUAAUCAGAAAUUUAAUACCCGCUGGACCACAGAAGAACAGCUGCUUGCAGUACAAGCUAUAAGGAAGUACGGGCGGGAUUUCCAAGCCAUUUCUGAUGUGAUCGGCAACAAGUCUGUGGUUCAAGUGAAAAACUUCUUUGUGAAUUACCGGCGUCGCUUCAACCUGGACGAGGUACUGCAGGAGUGGGAAGCUGAGCACGGCGUGGAGGGACGCAAGGGUUUAGAUGAAGAGAAAAUGGAGGUGUCAUCUGAAGAGGGAAACACCCCGGGGCCUUCAGAAAACCAGGCAGAGGAACCAACGGCCAUGGAAACACAGAACCCUUCAGUUUCAUGAGUACUCCAUCAGUGGUCAGAUGAGCUCAGAUCAGUUAAUAUCACAGCUGUGCAUAAGAAGCAUUAAGGCUUCGGUUGCCUCAAGUGAAGUCUCUUCGUAAUGGACAUUCCCCCCCGCCACAUCCUGGUCCCUCUGACUCCCACCCCUCUACUGGUCCCAGGACUCUCACAGAACUAGGAUCAUCACUGCCAACAGAAGUAGAGUCCCUGUCUGGUCUCUAGCAGUCUGGUGCUCCAACAGUUAUAUUCUCCACAAAUGCUAAUUGGUCUGUUAUGGGGGAACAAAACACCCAUAUACCCAUCCCAACAUCAUUGGACAGAGAAUUGUGAUCUUAAAAGAUCUCUUAAGGAGUCUAAAGGAGUCUAAAGGAGUUUAAUAUCACUUGACCAUCUCUCUUUCUUGAUAUGCACAUAGGACUUUGACUUGGUCCUGGUCCAACAUCCCUUUCCAGUUACUUUUUUGUUGCUGUAGCAUAAUAUCUAGUUAUAUGAUUUGCUAUUUUAAAAUAGUUUGGGGGGGUUAGUUGAUCUCUGGUUGGAUUAAGCUAUUUAUUUGCAUAAAACGUGAAUUAUACGAACUGCUCUGUAUAGAUACAGUGAAAUGCCAGUGUAGAUGAAAUUUCAAUAAUUUUAAUACCAAUUUUAAUAUUAUUCUUUUAAAUAUGAGAUGAUUUGCAGCUCUUAUAUUAAGUGAGUUGGUUUAGUAUUAGGGCAUAAUAUAUACCGUUUAAUCAUGGACCCUUGUACAUGUGUAUUUGAAAUGCAUUUCUUGGCUGAGGCUGUUGACUGUGCGAACAGGCACAGCAGAGUGUUGUAACAGAAUGGGAAGUAUUUUUCGUUCUUGCUUGGAUUUUUUAAAUCUUAUUUCGAACUGUGUUUUGCAUGCAUGAACAGUUCUUCAUGCCAGGGUCAAGCUUUUCACCCUCUUAGGGGUGUCUAAGCGUAUAUGGAUUGACGUGUGUAGGUAAGAAUUUCAAAAUAUGGCAGCAUAUCUAAAUUGCUACUACUAUUCCAUGCUUGUAUGUGUUUUUCCACACAUCCUAAUUUAUGAUGGUGUUUGGAGAUGUUAGAUGGGUUCCUGUUGUUUGUUUUUUUUGUUUAAAUUGAAGUUAUUUAAAAUACAUGCACUCUUACUUUUUUCGACCAAAUCUUUCCCUCUAAUAACUGUAACGGUACCCUACAUGUGUGAACUCCUUUUAAACUGAUUAUGCGUGCAGAUAAUGUACAUGGAUGGGGUGAAGUUCUGUGUGCGUGUGUGUGUGGGUGGGUGGGAGCUAAUGUGGUCAUAGACUGUGGACCGUAUAUGUAAUCAGUUUGUCACAUUAGUCAUAAUAAACAUAAGGGAUUUAUACUGUCAAAGGCAUUGAGUGUUGGUCAAUCUCUAUACAUCACAUUUUUGUUUCUAUUUAGUCUGUUAAUUUUCAAUAUUAAAUUGCAGUGGUAACACUCUUUCACUAUAUUACUUACGGUACUCUCUUUAUAUGUUAUAUACUAGAGUUUUCCCUCAAUAAACUCUUACUUGCUG
This is a messenger RNA of Carassius gibelio (silver crucian carp), 3520 nucleotides long. RefSeq names its product REST corepressor 1 (gene rcor1). The record is from RefSeq and is a predicted model, not a curated record. The coding region runs from base 620 to 1996 and encodes 458 amino acids. Gene Ontology annotation, biological process: regulation of transcription by RNA polymerase II; negative regulation of DNA-templated transcription. NCBI's taxonomy places the organism in Eukaryota, Metazoa, Chordata, Actinopteri, Cypriniformes, Cyprinidae. Gene Ontology annotation, molecular function: transcription corepressor activity. The transcript is spliced from 13 exons. Gene Ontology annotation, cellular component: histone deacetylase complex; transcription regulator complex.